Molecule: messenger RNA, 1432 nt
Organism: Erigeron canadensis
Lineage: Eukaryota; Viridiplantae; Streptophyta; Magnoliopsida; Asterales; Asteraceae
Product: dihydroorotase, mitochondrial
Exons: 9
Coding region: 149-1276 (375 amino acids)
Biological process (GO): pyrimidine nucleotide biosynthetic process; 'de novo' pyrimidine nucleobase biosynthetic process
Cellular component (GO): cytoplasm; chloroplast
Molecular function (GO): dihydroorotase activity
Source: RefSeq, a predicted model, not a curated record
UUACAAAGACCAAGGUCUCAUCUCUGUGUUGUAUUUUCCAUAUAAUUUUAUUAUAUUCAUACAUGACAACCAAGUGUUAAGCAUCAGAAAGAUUUGUGCCCAGGCUGAGUCUUACUAGCUUCUUCUUUGAGGUUCUGUGGCAUUUAGUAUGAUAAAAAGUUUCGCCCUUCCUAGCAAAUUCUCAAAAUUAGAUAAUUCAAAUAUCAGAGGUUCUAGAGUGUACAGAACGAGGAUGGAACUUACUAUUGCUCAACCAGAUGAUUGGCAUCUUCAUCUUCGUGAUGGUGAACUUCUUGAAGCUGUUGUCUCUCACAGUGCAAAACAAUUUGGAAGGGCAAUAGUGAUGCCAAAUCUUAGACCACCAAUUACAACUACGGCAGCGGCUAUCUCAUAUCGGGAAUCCAUCAUGAAAGCACUGCAAGGAAACGCUACUGAUUUCACACCAUUGAUGACACUUUAUUUAACGGAUAAAACAACUCCACAUGAAAUCAAACUAGCAAGAGAAAGCGGGGUUGUGUAUGGUGUGAAGUUAUACCCUGCUGGUGCUACUACAAAUUCUCAAGAUGGUGUGACAGAUCUAUUUGGGAAAUGUGUACCUGCGCUGGAAGAAAUGGUUAAUCAGAAUAUGCCUCUUCUGGUUCAUGGAGAAGUUACUGAUCCCGAAGUUGAUAUUUUCGAUCGUGAGAGGGUAUUCAUCGAAACUGUUCUAAAACCCUUAAUACAAAAAUUCCCAAAACUAAAAGUGGUGAUGGAGCAUGUUACUACCAUGGAUGCUGUUAAAUUUGUUGAGUCAUGUGAUGAAGGCUCUGUUGCAGCUACAGUAACCCCACAACAUCUUCUUCUGAAUAGAAAUUCGCUUUUUCAAGGAGGAUUACAACCACACAACUACUGUCUUCCAGUACUCAAGAGGGAGACUCACAGACAGGCUAUUGUUGCUGCUGUCACAAGUGGAAAUAAAAGAUUUUUCUUAGGAACCGAUAGUGCACCUCAUGAAAGGCUACGAAAAGAAUGUGCGUGUGGAUGUGCUGGUAUUUUCAACUCUCCUGUGGCACUCUCUCUCUAUGCUAAGGUUUUUGAAGAGGCGGAUGCACUUGACAAACUGGAGGCAUUUACGAGCUUUAAUGGACCAGACUUUUAUGGGCUUCCAAGAAACACGAGAAAAAUCACACUGCAAAAGACAACAUGGAAGGUCCCAGAAUCAUACUCAUAUGCAUCUGGAAAUAUAGUUCCUAUGUCUGCAGGUGAAUCGCUUGAAUGGCUGCCACAAUUGGUUUAACUAACGCUUCAUCCAUACAAGUUUGAAAUCAUGAAUUAUGAAAUUUUCAAAGUUACAGAAUAAACCUUGUAGAGACGCAUUUCUCCAACUCUAGAAAAACAAGUUGGCACAAUGGUGCAUUUCUUUUUAUAACGAUUUUUAUUUCUUGUCUGUUAA